Messenger RNA from Coniophora puteana RWD-64-598 SS2, 4142 nucleotides. RefSeq lists its product as uncharacterized. Bases 200 to 3433 code for a protein of 1077 amino acids. The record is from RefSeq and is a predicted model, not a curated record. Gene Ontology annotation, biological process: isoleucyl-tRNA aminoacylation. Gene Ontology annotation, molecular function: tRNA binding; ATP binding; aminoacyl-tRNA deacylase activity. NCBI's taxonomy places the organism in Eukaryota, Fungi, Basidiomycota, Agaricomycetes, Boletales, Coniophoraceae. The transcript has 15 exons.
GCGACUUGCCCUCCACCGCGAUAUCCGUCCUUGUGACUGUCUAUCGCACGCCCCUAGUACUGACGCGAGGCCACCAGUAAGCCGCUGAGCAACCCAUCAGUCCGCGAUCAGCGGCGUUCAAUUGUCAGCUAGUACGGAUUCUCUCAGGAAUCCCGAAGCACUCAGCACCACUUAAAACUGUACGGAUUACGAGACGAAGAUGCCGUUCCAGCCUCAUGAUGUCACUGCGCAAUUCAGCUUUCCCAAGGAGGAGGAGAAGGUCAUUGAGUUUUGGCGCGAAAUAGACGCGUUCCAGACGAGUCUUAAGCUCUCUGAGGGCAAGCCAGAGUAUGUCUUCUUUGAUGGCCCACCCUUCGCUACGGGGCUUCCCCACUAUGGCCAUCUGCUGGCCGGAACCAUCAAAGAUAUCGUCACCCGCCAUGCUCAUGCGUCGGGAUUCCAUGUCACGCGUCGGUUCGGCUGGGAUACGCAUGGACUGCCGGUCGAGCAUGAGAUUGACAAAAAAUUAGGCAUCACCGGAAAAGAGGACGUCAUGAAGAUGGGUAUUGACAAGUAUAACGAGGAGUGCCGCGCCAUCGUCAUGCGAUACGCCACUGAAUGGCGGCAGACAGUCGAGCGAAUGGGUCGCUGGAUCGACUUCGACAAUGAUUACAAGACACUCAACACGUCCUUCAUGGAGAGCGUUUGGUGGGCGUUCUCAGAACUCUGGAGAAAGGGUAUGGUCUACCGUGGUUUGCGUGUAAUGCCUUAUUCGACGGGCUGCACAACGCCGGUUUCGAACAUGGAGGCCUCACUUGAUUAUCGCGAGGUCAACGAUCCAGCAGUUACCGUAUCAUUCCCUCUAGUCGACGAUCCAGCAACCGCGUUCCUUGCAUGGACGACAACGCCAUGGACACUGCCGUCCAACCUCGCUCUUUGCGUACACCCUGACCUUAUCUACAUCAAAAUCCAUGACGAAGAGCGGGACACGAAUUUCAUCAUUUGCGAGCAGCUCCUGACUACGCUGUACAAAGAUCCAAAGAAAGCCAAAUUCAAGAAGCUAGGGUCGUUCAAGGGCGCGGACAUGAAAGGAUGGAAAUACGUCCCAUUGUUCGAGUACUUCACAGAGCAGUUUGAAGAUCGCGCGUUCCGCGUAGUCGUUGACACUUAUGUGACGGCGACUGACGGCACAGGCAUAGUUCACCAAGCUCCGGCCUUUGGUGAAGAUGAUCAUCGCGUCGCGAUCGCCAACGGCGUUAUUUCUCCGGAAGAUCUGCCUCCCUGCCCCAUAGAUGAAUCGGGUAAAUUCACAAAACCUGUCACGGAUUUCGAGGGCGUGUAUAUUAAGACCGCGGAUAAAGAUAUCCAGAAGAUGCUCAAAGCAAAGGGCAGACUGAUUGUGCAAUCUACACUCAACCAUCAGUACCCCUUCUGCUGGAGAUCAAAAACUCCACUAAUCUAUCGCGCUGUCCCUUCGUGGUUUGUCCGAGUAUCUCCUAUAGUGGACCAACUGGUUGCCAACAAUGCAGAGACGCUGUGGGUACCGCAACACGUCGGAGAGGGUCGGUUCGGCAAUUGGAUAGCAAAUGCAAGGGACUGGAAUGUCUCAAGAAAUCGGUACUGGGGUACACCCCUGCCGGUAUGGGUCAGUGACGACUACGAGGAAACAGUUUGCGUUGGCUCGGUAGCAGAGCUGGAGCAGCUUACGGGAGCGAAAGGCAUCACAGACUUGCACCGUGACAAGAUUGACCAUCUCACUAUACCCUCGAAGACUGGCAAAGGAGUCCUUCGUAGGGUACCAGAAAUCUUUGACUGUUGGUUCGAGUCUGGAAGCAUGCCAUAUGCUCAGGCGCAUUAUCCCUUUGAGAACAAGCAGCACUUUGAGGCCAAUUUCCCUGGAGACUUCAUCUCCGAGGGCAUUGACCAGACACGAGGGUGGUUCUAUACCCUUCUCGUUCUUUCGACCCAUCUGUUUGGAAAAGCACCAUGGAAAAACCUUAUUGUCACAGGUCUCGUCCUAGCUGCAGAUGGAAAGAAGAUGAGUAAGAGUUUGAAGAACUACCCGGACCCAAGUUUGAUCCUGGAGCGGUAUGGAGCUGAUGCGACGAGAAUGUACCUCGUCAACUCGCCCAUUGUUCGGGGAGACAACCUUCGUUUCCGUGAGGAAGGCGUACGCGAAGUUGUGUCCCGAGUAUUACUCCCUUGGCUGAAUGCAUUCCGUUUCUUCCUUGGCCAAGUCACUCUCCUCAAGAAGGCGACUGGCGUUGACUUCAAAUACAACCCUCACGCGCCUCUAUCGAACAAUGUCAUGGACCGAUGGAUACUGGCACGUUGUCAGUCUCUCAUCAGUCUCGUCCGCGAAGAGAUGGCUGCAUACCGCCUAUAUACCAUCCUGCCUCGCCUCCUGGAUCUAGUCGACGAGCUGACGAACUGGUACAUCCGCUUCAACCGACGGAGAUUGAAGGGCGAGGAUGGCAAGGAAGAUACCGUGACUGCCUUGAACACCCUCCUCGAAACGCUCUUCACACUUUGUAGGACAAUGUCGUCAUACACACCUUUCAUUACCGAGAAUCUGUACCAGACUCUGCGCCAAUACAUCCCCAACGAUCCCUCGGUGCCAGACCCACGAUCGGUGCACUUCCUCGGUUUCCCUGAGAUCAAGGAAGAAUAUUUCGACAUUGUGAUCGAGCGGCAGGUCAAGCGCAUGCAGUCUGUCAUUGAACUGACUCGCAAUAUCCGUGAAAAGCACAACCUCUCGCUGAAGACGCCUCUGAAGGAGCUCCUCGUCUUCCACCCGAGCGAAGAGUACCUUGAUGACGUCAAGUCCCUCCAGCGCUACAUCCAGUCUGAGCUCAAUGUUCGCGAUAUCGUCUUCACUUCCGACGAAACGCUUUCCGGGGUCCGUUAUCGCGCAAUCGCCGAUUGGCCGGUGCUUGGUCGCAAGCUGCGCAAGGACCUUGGACGCGUCAAGAGUGGUCUGCCCAAAGUGACGAGCGACCAGGUCAAGGGCUACAUCGACACUGGCAACUUGACUGUCGAUGACAUCAAGCUUGUUGCGGGUGACCUCACGGUGCAGCGCUAUAUUGAGCUGCCCACGACCGGAGACGAGCUGUACGCGACACACACGGAUAACGAUGUCGUCGUCCGCCUCGACAUCAAGGUUCAUCCUGAGCUGAUGGGUGAGUGGCUCGCGCGAGAGCUCAUCAACCGCGUCCAGAAGCUGCGCAAGAAGGCGGGUCUGCAAGCCACCGAUGACGUCGACGUGUUCUAUAAGUUCGAAGAAGGCGCAGGGGCAGAUCUCAAACAGGCGAUCGAGGAGCAGAAGGGCAUCAUUGAGAAGACAGUGCGCAGCGUGCCGCGGGAUGUGAAGGAGAAGAAGGGAGGGAACGUCCUGAUCGAGGAGGAGCAGGAGGUGGCGGACGUCAAGUUCGACCUGUUGCUGGUUAAACAGUAAAGAUGCGACAUAGGAUAUGCAGAAGUGUUACAAUAGUUGCUGUACAAUUCAUAGAUGCAAAGGCAGGAAGGGUUGGUCGUGAUUCCACGUUUGACUGUGAGGGGGCGCUACUUCUUGCUCGAGCCAAAGCCAGCAAAGCCCAUCAUCUGGGCCAUUUCGUCACUCUCCUCGGUGUGGGAUUCGCGAACAAGCGCGAGUCGAGCUUCGUCCUUUUGGGCUUGUUUCUGCGCUUUCUUUUCCGCCCGCUUGGCUGCUUCUUGAUCCUUGACUUCUGCUAAUCGUUUCUCAAAGUCGAACGACUUGGCGUUCGACGCGUCUUUUGUCUUCUCGCGCAAGUACGCUAUCCGGGCGCGAACCUGCUCGAGUGUAGAGCGCUCCACGCGUGUCGUUUGACCAAGAUGCCUCAAAUGUGAUCGACUGUUAAUGUGGUCGAGGUAUGCAGCGCUGUCCCUGUAGUUCUUGUUACACGUCUCGCAGAAGAAACCCGGCUGUCCGGGUCCACGCCCGCCAGGAUUCUGCACAACCAUGGUCUUGCCAAGGUUCUUGUCCAGCUCGAGAGAACCCUCUCGACGCUUCAUAAGUUCGGUGGCCUUGGGGAGGUCCUCUGUCUUCCCUCCCUUGCGUGGUUUCUUGCCUUGUUUCAUACGUUCCUCAUUCUCCUGCAUGCGUUCGCGCUCCUCGUCGUCCUUCUUGCGAGCGCGCUCGGCAU